AAAACAAGGGGACGGUAAUAAUACGAUAAUGAUGGGAUACUGAAUACUACUCUGGACGAUCUUCAACCAAACUUAACGUAUACAUUCAUUCAUUUUUUGCCCAUUUCGACCUGCCAGUCAGCAGUCAGCCAGUCUCUAGCCCAGAAACAAGAAACAAGAAAGCAGAAGCCGAACGAGUCAAGAAACGCUCCGCGCGCGUGCCCCGAUCCCGUCAGCGAAUCCGACUCGACCCUAAAAAAAACUAGUAUUCUAGUACACGCUUACACGCACGCAACUUGGAAAGCUCGUAUUUCUCCAUUUUCACCGCCACGCGCGAUGACAACCCCAGUCUCGGGGUCUUCACUCCCUCAGGCCCGAGACGUACAUCAACACAAUCAUUUUCACCACUCGAGAGACAGCCACAGCCGUCAUUAUCAACACACCCACCACAACCAUCACGCUCGUUCUCAAAACAGCAACGACUCCAGUAAAAGGGGCCACAAACGCACUGAAUCCGAUGAACCCACUAUUAUCGUUGAGACAGUUUCCGUUCUUCAGAUAAUCGAUUCGUCUGGUGCGACCGUUACUCUUCAGACACUUACGCCCUCAGGAGGACCAACGCCUGCGACCACCAUCAAUCCUGGACCCGACACCACCACCGUCGACCCGGCCACCGAAUCCGCAUCUGCUCCGGCUUUCUCUUCUACUUCGACAGCAACCAGCGACGAUGCAGGCGCCGAUACAUCAUCGACAACUUCUACUUCAACGAUAGACCCGACCGUAACACCGUCGGAGUCUUCGAUGCCUACUUCGUUUCCCACGUUAUCUUAUUCGCCUUUGACGUCCACUCCUUUAUCAGGCUCUUCCGUUUUUCCUUCCUUGGCUGGCGUGACUAAUACAACCCAAGGUCCGUCAUCAUCUUUAUCUUCUGAAUCAUCAUCUACUUCGUUUGCUAUCCCUACCACGUCACUUUCAGUAUCUGACUUGUCUGAAGCGUCGUCAUCAUCGACUUCGAUUAUUUCUAGCAGCAGCAACAGUACUUCUUCUGCUUCUACUUCUACUUCUUCAGUUCUUUCGUUUUCCGCGGAAAGUAUCAAUAGCUCUUCUACAUCAUCGGUAUUGUCUAGUAGUAGUUCACUUUCUUCUGAUUCUUCGUCGUCCACUUCGGCAACGACCACGACAAGCUCCGUUUCUAGCUCCGCAUCGAUCACUUCCGAUUCGUCCUCCUCCGCAUUUGCAUCCUCCACGGGAUCAGGUGGCGGCGAUGUUGGCCUCGGAGGCAAUGUGCAACCAUCCUCUUCGAGCACCUCAACGGCCGAUGGCGCUUCUGGCUCAUCCUCCAGUGGGCCCGGUGCAGCCACGGUCGCGGGUAGCGUGCUAGGAGGCGUGGCUGCGCUCGCAGCCCUGUUGAUCCUUGCACUAUACCUUCUCCGGUGGAAGAAGCGCCAGAACACCAAGCAGCUCAUGCGUGGCUCCGGCAGCGAGCGCGGUCCCGGUGGUGCGCUGGUUGGAAAUUCUGGCCCCACCGACGGAGGAGGGAAUGCUGGCAGCAUGUCGGAGACACGACGAUCGGUCCCCUUCGCGAUUCCCGCGGCGCUCGCCAGCCUGACCGGACAUAAGCGAAAUUCUACACGCAGCGGUGCCUCGUCGGACGGUGGCGAGAGAGGGUUUUCCAAGGUGUCUGGUAGGAAGUUGCCUCCAGUUAUACAGUUCGGAGGCGAUGGCUACUCGGACCCCCGGGACACCAUCCUAAGCGACCAGUCGAUAGAGUACCGGGACUCGCAGGCUUUCCCCGGCUUGAGUAGCACGGGACCGACUAGGUUAGCCGUUGGUGCUCCGAUGCGGCCGGAGAGCGGUAUCCCUGUUUACAACCCGGGGCCGGCCCGGACGCCCAUUACGGAGCAAGCUCCCUAUACCCCGGAUACGUCGCCCCUUGAGCCUCCUCCCAGAGAUCCACUCGGGCCAUCUCGACCUUCCCAGGACGGUUCGAACCGCUCCCACGUUUCGGUUUCCCGGUUCACCGAGGUGUUAUGACCCUUGGAGUGAUAUACCCUUACCUUUGCGCUUGUA
Molecule: messenger RNA, 2049 nt
Organism: Annulohypoxylon truncatum
Lineage: Eukaryota; Fungi; Ascomycota; Sordariomycetes; Xylariales; Hypoxylaceae
Exons: 1
Coding region: 316-2013 (565 amino acids)
Source: RefSeq, a predicted model, not a curated record